AAAGAACUGAAAAUUAUUAUCUGGUUCCUAAACAUUAUGAAUUUACUCAGAUUUUGAUUUUCAAACAUUAGACCUAAGAUCGAUGAUACAUUUACAUGGUAUGUUUAUUUCUAAAGUGUACCAUCUCAAUGUUAGUCUAUAUACUUGAUUGAUAAAUGACGAUCAAUAGCGGCUUGAAUUCACAAUUUUAUACCUGUAAUCAAUUGAUAACAUUAGACAUUGUAGAUAAUAAAUCCUCAGUUUUCCGUCAAAAGUUAUAUUAAUUACAUCGAUACAUAAAUAACACUAGUUGUGUCAAUUUUCCAAAAGUUGAUUGAUGAGGUCAAAUGGAUCACAUCAAAAUUUGUGAUAUUUUGUUCGUAUUACUUGCUUUUAAACUAGUUUUUAUAAAGGCUUCAUGGAGUACUCCUCCAUUCGAAGAACCAGAAAAUCAUGUUGAAGCUGAUGUGAAAAUGCGUUAUUAUUCAAACACCAAACUCACUAUCAUUGAAUUCAACGAAGAAGUGAAUCAUUCUUUUUGCAUUGCAAAAAUAAUUAAUUUCGCAGAUAGUGAUAGCCCUCAAAUCGGCAGAUUCGAUUACGGCAAUAAUGAGUUACUUGGGGCAAGUAUCGAGAAUGAAAAUGGAGUUUGGAAAAUUUAUGUUACAAAUAAACAGGAUUAUGAGUAUCCCCUAAUGCAAAAAUAUGCAUUCAUUGUUACCAGUGGCAGUUCAAGUUACAAUAUUGACAUUCAUGUUAGGAAUAUUGAUGACAAUGCACCUAUUAUUCGAUCAGAUCAACAAAGUUGUGAAAUACAAGAAAACUACCAAGAUACGAUAAACUGUUCUUAUACUAUUAGCGAUGAGGAUGGAUCAAUCAAUAAUAUCACAUUGACGUUUAUUUCAACUCCUAUCGAAGGUAAACAUACGUUUGAUUUUUUAUUUGAUAUUAUCUCAGACAACAAGGUCAGAGCUUCAUUAAUAUUGCAAAAAUCGUUGGAUUUUGAAACGACUGCAAUGUAUAUGCUAACACUUAAUGCUUCGGAUGAAGGCAAUAAUCAAGGAUCGUUAACUAGCGUCAUUCAUGUAAUUGACAUGCCUGACGAAUUACCGAAGUGGAUGCGUUUAACUACUUCAGAAACAAUUAAAGAAAAAACGAGUCAUACUUUUGAAAUUUUAGCAAAAGAUGGUGACGUACAAAUAAAUGCUGAAAUAAAUUACAGAAUAAAAACGGAAACAGAAGAAGAAAUUGAUUUAAUCAAAAUCGGUAAAGAAUCUGGGAAAGUUGUAAUUAAUCCAAUCGAUCGUGAUAAAUUGCACAAAGAAGUUUUCAGGUUUCAAGUGUUUGCAUAUGAAACGGAAAAUAUUCAGUCUGAAAUCAAUGCAUCUAUAAUUAUCAUCGUUGAAGACAUUAAUGAUAAUAUACCAACAAUAUUUCCAGAGAAAAAUUUGUCUAUAACGAUCAGAGAAGAAUCAUACAUCACUUUAAAUUUUAGCCCACCCAUAUCAGUUUCAGAUCCUGAUUUAGCGGAUCACGCUCAGUAUUCAGUACAUUUGAAAGAUAAUUCUAAAUAUCAUUGGAGCUCAGCAUUCCGUAUUAUUCCAAAUACUGGCUAUCAAACUACCAAUUUUACAAUUUCAGUUGUAAAUGCAUCAUUAUUGGACUAUGAAGACGAACACUGGAGAAAUAUGCAAAUUCAAGUAGAAGCAGUAGAAACUCAUAAUUUGAGUCACAUCGGGCAACGAAUAAUUAAUAUUAACUUAGAGAAUUGGAACGAUGAAAGACCAACUUUUGAUCAUGAAACUCUUGAGGUAACCGUUCCAGAAGAUGUUGGAAUAAAUGUAAAUAUUGCAACUAUGUUGGCUAUUGAUCGAGAUAUCAAUGAUAUUGUAAAACACUCACUAACAGCUCAAAAAGACUUUAUAAUUGACGAAAAAAAAGGCCACAUAAAGACGAAGGUAGAAAAUUCAUUGGACUACGAAUCGAUACCUAUGUUUCUAGUUCAAGUGGUUGCUACUGAUCUAGUAAAUCACACCGCUUAUGGAACCUUGAUUAUAAAUGUAAAGGAUGUUAAUGAUGUACCACCAAAAUUAUAUCUGCCAACUUUAAUGCCUUCAUUAGAAGAAGAAGCAUCACUAAAUACUACUGUUGAGAAUAUCAUUAUUGCUAAUGAUCCUGAUACUGAUGCGAAACUCCAUUUUAAUAUCGAUUGGAACACAACGAAAGCUUUUAAAAACAGUGUUGUUGUUGAUCAAAGCUUUUAUUACAAGUGUUUAACAAUUCAAACAAAUUACGUUGAUAACAGCUCUGGCAAUGCUGAAGGAGUUUUCGUAGUUUCCGGAAGAAUAGAUUAUGAAUUAUUUGAUGUAAUGAUCAUCAAUGUUUCUGUCACAGACUUAAUGACGAAACAUAAUAAGAAUACUACAUAUGCAUCACUCACCCUCAAUAUUAUCGAUAUAAAUGAUAAUUUUCCUCACUUCAAUGAGAUCAAGAGUAUGGCCGUCAAUGAAAACGAAAUAUCUGGUACUGUCGUUGGUUCUGUAACUGCUAUCGACGAAGAUGGACUGUGUUGCAACCAGAUGUCAUAUUUCAUGAAACCUUUGAAUUAUACUGGAAAUGAUCUACUUCAAAUAAAUGAAAAUACAGGAGAAAUUCAAGUGAUAAAAGGUGAAGAAAUUGAUGCUGAAAAAUACGAAUUCCUUUAUUAUAAUAUAACAGCAACUGAUGGUCAACUUGAAAACACAACGGAAGUCCGCAUAUAUGUAAAUGAUAUGAAUGAUAAUGAACCUCAGCUACUAAACGAUAAAUUUAAUUCAACGAUUCAUAUUUGGGAAAAAUCUCCUCAUGGCACUGGCAUAGUCACUAUCUAUGCUAAAGAUUUGGAUAGAUCAUGUAAGUACAGUAAAUAUCAAUUUGAACGUGUUCUAUUACAUAUUUUCUACACGGAGAAAAAUCAGUCAGUACAUCUGACCGCAGAAAAUUAGCUAUUGUUUUUAAGUUAUUUUUACUUUAUUCAUCAUCUUAUGAAACUUCCGAUGUCAGUAAAAAUGA
This is a messenger RNA of Chelonus insularis, 3030 nucleotides long. RefSeq names its product cadherin-related family member 2-like. Lineage: Eukaryota; Metazoa; Arthropoda; Insecta; Hymenoptera; Braconidae. The transcript is spliced from 15 exons. The coding region runs from base 327 to 2963 and encodes 878 amino acids. Gene Ontology annotation, molecular function: calcium ion binding. The record is from RefSeq and is a predicted model, not a curated record. Gene Ontology annotation, cellular component: plasma membrane. Gene Ontology annotation, biological process: homophilic cell-cell adhesion.